This is a messenger RNA of Rubroshorea leprosula, 1687 nucleotides long. NCBI's taxonomy places the organism in Eukaryota, Viridiplantae, Streptophyta, Magnoliopsida, Malvales, Dipterocarpaceae. The record is from the annotation of a GenBank genome assembly.
UAUUUUCAAGUACUUUUCUUUUCACAUUUUCAAUUGCUUGUAGAUUAUGAAAAACAAUAAUCUUCCAUUGUGAUCAAUCUUUGAGAAGGAUGACAAACUGAGGAGAACAAACUUCCUAGACUGGUACAGAAAGAAGUGGUAUGUGUUCUAGAGCAAGAGUUGCCCUAGAACCUCCAGAAAAUGCUAUAUAGAAUUUGCAAGCAUUAGGAGGAUGCUGUAGAUGUGCAAUGUCUUAUGCUGGCAUCCAUGAAUCUGGAGUUGCAAAAGCAGCAUGAGUGUAAGGAUGCACCUACUAUUAUCUUGUGUCUCUAGAAAUUAUUCCAGGAGUGAGACAUGAAAGAUAUGAGAUCCCUAAGCAGCUCUUCCAAUGUGGAUGGUGAGGGAGCAGCAAUGUGUCCAUGCCCAGGAUGAUUGGAAACAUAGAGAGGUUGGGCUAACUAGGGUAAUGAACCCUGAGUUGUUCAUUCCUUCUGUCCCUGUAUAACAGUUGUUCAAAAUUUGUGUUGAAUUUUUGCAAGUCUGUGACUGAAUGCUUGGUAUGUUGCACGCUGCUGAGCUGGAUUUGAGGAAGUCCAAAUAUACUCCUGACUUGUUGGUCAAUCAGACAAAAGGGAAGGUCAAAGCUAUGGCCAGGUCCAAGGCCAAGCCUAAGACAACUAAGAAGCCCAACAAGGCACCUAAAGCAACAAAGGGUGUUGCUAUGUCAGGAAUAUGCUUGCAUUGCAGAAACAAUAAUUUCCAGAAUUCCAGUAUGUGGUGGUCAUAACAUAUAUGAGCUUUUUAUUGCAUGUUUAUUGCAUUCUUAGACAAACGUUGGAACAGGUACAAUCACAUAUUAGUUAAGCUUGUUUUGGGAUACUAGCCUAAGUUUUAUGUAAUCAAAGGUAUUAUGUCCUUGUGAUUUGGUGUGCAUUAUGAGGGUAUGAAUUGAACGUGGUUCUUAAGAUUCAUGAAAGGAAAAUCAGUUAUAGAGUAAUCACCUGACUUCCUUGGUUUUUAAAUUUAUAGCAUAGCCUUGCAGGUGUAUGUCAAGUUGGUAUGUUGAACUGAGUAAACCUUAAGUUUAGCAAAAGAGAUAGUUGUAAAGUGUACUUACCUGAUUUCCAAGGUGUAGAAUAUACAGUACGGCCUUUUUAGCUGCACUUCUGACGUUCAAGGUUGCUGGUUCUUGAGACAUACAGCUAUUUUAUGUAAGUGACCAAGUCCUCAUCCUUCACUCAACACCUGUUCUUUGCCGGACUUGACCAGUUGGGUAUACACUUGCUAAUCGUUGGAAAUUAAAUGCACUUUAUACAGAUACUUAUAUAGAUUUCUUGGACAUCUACAGUUCUGCAGAUUAUAUCACCAUGUUAAGCUUUUAGAAUCUGUCUGGGCAGUAUGGUUAGAAUAUCCUGCCCCCAAUUAUCACGUCCCUGUAGCCAUUCUUCUGGUUCGGAAUUGAAUGCCCAAGUAAUGAUUAUAUUUGGUAUUAUCUGUGCAUGUGCUUGGAUGUCUAUCAUUAGUUAACUAGCUAUUUCAUACUCCAUGUCAAUUUAAAAUUUUCUUUUAAAAAACACAAUUUUAUAUAGUAGAACAGCAAAUGCUUUUUAGAUAUUUUGUUUUUUACAUUAUUGUACUUAAGUUUUGGUUCCUGAAAAAGGCAUUGAGAAGUUACUUGUAUUGUGUAGAAUUAAGUUAUUUAGUGUUU